Molecule: messenger RNA, 3559 nt
Organism: Nilaparvata lugens (brown planthopper)
Lineage: Eukaryota; Metazoa; Arthropoda; Insecta; Hemiptera; Delphacidae
Product: N-alpha-acetyltransferase 38, NatC auxiliary subunit
Exons: 2
Coding region: 1811-2758 (315 amino acids)
Cellular component (GO): NatC complex
Molecular function (GO): RNA binding
Source: RefSeq, a predicted model, not a curated record
UAUGAUUUUGAUUUGAGUUGCAGCAUAGCCUUUUAGAUCUAGACCAAAGAACUUGAACAGGAAGGCACUGGAUCAAGAUUUACUGAUUUUAUAGGUUAUGUCUGAAAUUAUUUUUUUGUCUGUAAAAUUUGAAUAAAAGUAAAUUAAGUCAGUAUAUGUCACAUUCAUCUCAAAUUUCCGACAAUGAAAUAUAUUUAAUCAACUAUUUCUAACUCUCGAAUAAAAUUUUCCAAAUUCAGUUAGUGUAGAGUAAAAACAUUGUAGUGCCUCGUUACUAGGUUUUGAAUGUUUUAUUAUAGAAAAUAAGACAUAAUAUUGCAUGAAAUUGUGCCAGUAAAUCGUAGAGAACAGACGAAUUUCUUCAUGUAAGUAGUUUUGAAUUUUAAAGCAAUUAUCUCUCAGGAAAUGCCUUGCAAUCCAGAUCAACCCGUAGACGAAUCUAUGAAUUGUGAGAACUCAAUGCAGUUAGACAAACCAACUGACAGUGUAGGGAAAGAAGAGAAAUCUGGCAAGGAAAAACUACGCAGAUGGAUCAACAGACAAAUGAAAAUUGAGAUGACCGAUGGACGAAUCCUUAUAGGAGUUUUUUUGUGCACUGACCGGGAUGGAAAUAUCAUACUGGGCUCUUGCAGUGAAUCCCAACAGACUGACGGCUGCUAUGAUGAACCUAGACUUCUUGGACUGGUCAUGGUUCCUGGAAGACAUGUAGUGUCUCUUCACCUCGCACCUUCAAACAACUCUGAUGGAGAAACUACAUAACUUAGUGAGAUACUGAAACAGAGUCACGCCAGUCCAAGAGGAAUCAUUAGACCAGAAAGAAUCACCUCAAGGCCUAGUGGUAAAAUCUUCAACUCUUCUUUAGAUUUUACAUGUGAAUCGGCGUCCGCGAACGUUCAAUAAUAAUUAGCCUAUAUAUCCAAGAGUGGAAUUCAUUAGAAGACGUUUCUAUCAGUGAUCAUUGUUUUCAUCAGUGUUUCGGUUACAUUGUGUUCAUAAAAGUGAUCUAUCAAUUCGAAUAAAUCAUUUAGAACUUGAUAAAUUAUAAUCUGCAUAAUUUGAAACACCCCAGUGUAGGAGAAAAUAUUAGGUUAAUAAGUUCAAGCCUGACAGCUUCAAUAUCUGGGAAAUUUAUCAUUGAAUUGUGUUAGCUCGAAUGUGAUUAUAGUUUAGAUUGUGGUAUUAUUCAUUAAUUGUAAUUGAAAAAAUUGAAGAAAUACCAGCUCAUGUUAUACAGUUCAAUUGAAUUUUAUUGUAGAUUGAUUCUUUAUCACAAAUGACAAUGUAUUGCCAGGUCUUGCAAGACCAAUUGCAUCAAAAUUCAAACAAAUUCUACAAAUUGUAGAUAGUUAGUAAUGUCUGAGUCUUGGACUCAUGGUAUAGGCCUACUUAUGAACUUGUUGCAAUAAUCUUGUGACAAAAGGGGGAUUCAUUUCUUAAAUACUUACACUAUUUCAGUUUAAAAGUGUUGCUAAUAAUGAAAAACGUUAUUAGUAGGCUAUAGUUCAUAAUAAUACUAAAAAAAAAAAAAAAAUUAAAUUCGUAUGGCUUUUGUUGGUGGGGAGUUCCCUUUCGGGAAUGUUCCACCGCCUGAAUAUAUAAUUUAAGCCGUCAAUGGGCCUUACGACUGUCAUACUUCAGCCGGGACCGACAGUUUAACGUGCCCAUCCGAUAAUAAUACUCAUCGGAACAGACACACUACAUCACUGUUAGUGAUUAUUAGUUUUCAAUAUUUGUGAUUAUUAGUUUUCAAUAAGUCAAGAAUAUUCAAAUUUUAGUCACAUUUCUUGUUUAGUCAACCCUAGAAUCCAUUAUGAACCGACAUCAAUGUAACUUUUGCCCUUCAAGUUACCGAAACUUGAGAGAUCUGAAAACGCACGAGAAGAACAAACAUGGAGUAAGUAAAAAGUUCAAAUGUAGCCAGUGUAAUGCCCAAUCAAAUUACAUAAGGAAUAUGCAUCGUCAUGAACGAUUGAAGCAUAACAUUGUUCAUGAUAAAUCCAGUGUUGUAAAGUCGAAGGGAAAUGUGAAAUUCACCCUGGUAAAGUGUCAUUUAUGUACCACUUGUAUCAGGGUGACAAAACUUGUAGAUCAUUACAAGAGUGAACAUUCGUUGGAUGUUGAAAUUGAUGAGAGAGAGUUUACGAAUUAUGAGGAAUUUAAAUCGUGGAAAUUUGAUGAAGAAGAGGGGACACAAUCUAAGUUUAUCAAAAGUACUUCAACUGUGAGUUACAAAAGAUGUAGCGGGGAGAGUGUUUCCUAUGAGUAUUUCUCUUGUCAACAUAGUGGAACCUAUGUCCCUAAGGGAAAAGGGGUGCGGAAACGGGGUACCAAAAAAAUCGGCAUGAUUUGUCCCGCCGAAAUGAAACUCACAAUCGGGAGUGAUGGUGUGUGUCAAGUUAGGUAUGUUAAAACCCACGUUGGCCACACUAGUACCAACCCACAAAACCUAGAAAUCCCGGCCGAUAUCAUCAACAAUUGUACCCCUGUUGAAGAAACACAAGAGUUCCCUGAAUUUGAACUCCAAGCAUCUCACACUCUAGAUUUGAGGGACAGCUCAGUUAUAGUGAUAGUGGAGCCUUAUCAAGAGAACGCCAUUAUUCUUAAUAAUUCCUCCAUCUCACUUCAACAGAAGAGAGAUGAGUUGGUGAGCCAGUUUCAAGUCAUGUUGGAUUCUGUGAAAUCCAUUGAGGAAUUGAUGUUCAUUGAGGGGGAAUGUCUGCGGAUACAAUCUCAACUGUCAGUUACAGCUUUUGAUUGAGAAAUUGAAUUUUGCGAAUUUUUUAACCAGUUUUGAUCAAUAGAAUUACAGUACUAAUAAUCCUUAUUACAAUGGAACCUCGAUAGAGUACAUCUGUACUGUGUAAAUGUCUGUGUUACAGACAGUAAUGUCUCAGUUUCAUCUUUUGAUUGAAUUUUGUGAAUUUUCAACCGGUUUUGAUCAAUAGAAUUACAGAACUAAUAAUCCUUAUUACAAUGGAACCUCGAUAGAGUACAUCUGUACUGUGUAAAUGUCUGUGUUACAGACAGUAAUGUCUCAGUUUCAUCUUUUGAUUGGAUUUUGUGAAUUUUCAACCUGUUUUGAUCAAUAGAAUUACAGAACUAAUAAUCCUUAUUACAAUGGAAUCUCGAUAGAGUACAUCUGAACGGUGUAAAUGUCUGUGUUACAGACAGUAAUGUCUCAGUUUCAUCUUUUGAUUGAAUUUUGUGAAUUUUCAACCUGUUUUGAUCAAUAGAAUUACAGAACUAAUAAUCCUUAUUACAAUGGAACCACGAUAGAGUACAUCUGAACGGUGUAAAUGUCUGUGUUUACAGUCUCAACUCUCAGUUAAAUAAAAUUUGUUGAAUGAGAAUUGAUAUUGUGGGAUUUUUCCAUAAUUGAAAGAACACAGUUUUAUUUUGUCACAUCCAAAUUAAUUAGACAUUAAUACAGGACUACAUUUACGUGUCGAAACCAACACAUCUUCAGCUGAAGAUGUGUUGGUUUCAACACGAAACUGCAGUUCUGUCUAAAGCUGCGUACACAUAUUCGCUCUUCCAACCCGCACCGAUCACGCUCCUC